AUGAGCGAGGGCUGGAGGCAACCUAUAGGCUUGUGCGCCGUCAGAAUCGCGUGCGCCUUCCGAACCAUUUCGGAAGACGCGGCGCUGGUUAUCGCCGGACAAGUCCCCUUGACGGAGCUCGUUCGGGAGAGGGCGGAGAUCUACGCAGCCGCGCAGGACAGGGAAGCAGCCCUGCAGACUAGAGCAGAGUCGAAGGUUACCGCCAGAAGGAAGAGCUUCGAGAACUGGCAGAAUCACUGGGACUCCUCGCAAAAGGGACGCUGGACACACACGCUCAUCCCGAACCUAUCGAGCUGGGUAGAGAGGUCGCAUGGGCAGGUAGAUUUCUACCUCACCCAGGUGAUUAGCGGGCAUGGCUACUUCCGCAGCUACUUAAAGCGAUUCGGCCACCAGACGGAGGACUGGUGCCAGGAGUGCAGCUCCGGCGUCGUGACGACGACAUGA
Drosophila kikkawai is the source of this 444-nucleotide messenger RNA. The record is from RefSeq and is a predicted model, not a curated record. NCBI's taxonomy places the organism in Eukaryota, Metazoa, Arthropoda, Insecta, Diptera, Drosophilidae.